AUGUGUUUAACUGUGCUUAUAUUUUGCAUGGGCAUUCAUGCCAUAAGCUCUGAUGAGGAGCUGAAGGAUGCAAUAAGGGCAACUAUAAAAGAGGAAGUUACCAAAGAGAUGCAUGAUACUGUGAGUAGGAUUACAAAUGAUAUGAGGGAAGAUCUAGAAAAACGGAUAGAUUACCUUAUAUCUGGUAAGGAAGCCGAGGAGGAGAUUGCAAUUGAGACACCGGUACAAGAUACAGAAGAGGAAGGGGAAGAAACGUCUGCUGUCUUUAUUUCGAAGAAAGUUGGCGAAGGUUUAGGGAUUGGAGUUAUAUCUAUAUUGAUUGUAUAUCUGGUUAGAAAGAUUUUUGAAUACUAUCGAAGGCUAAAGGAUUGCUCUGAAUUAGAUGAAGACCAUAGCAAUUUAUAA
Molecule: messenger RNA, 405 nt
Organism: Encephalitozoon romaleae SJ-2008
Lineage: Eukaryota; Fungi; Microsporidia; Unikaryonidae
Exons: 1
Coding region: 1-405 (134 amino acids)
Source: RefSeq, a predicted model, not a curated record